This is a messenger RNA of Theobroma cacao (cacao), 2156 nucleotides long. RefSeq names its product Translation elongation factor EF1A/initiation factor IF2gamma family protein. NCBI's taxonomy places the organism in Eukaryota, Viridiplantae, Streptophyta, Magnoliopsida, Malvales, Malvaceae. The record is from RefSeq and is a predicted model, not a curated record. Gene Ontology annotation, molecular function: GTP binding; GTPase activity.
AGCUUAAUGAACCGGAUGACUGUGAGAUGGGAAACCGGGUUUGCUUGGGGGCCAAGGACACCACCGCGGUGCCACGCCAAAAACGCGAAACGACAGCAUCACUUUUAUAUAACCAAACAUUCAUUUCUUGUAUCAUCUUACGCUAAAAGCGGCUUUCCAGAGCUACGCCUCUCAUUUCCAUUUGCCACAAAAACCCUAGCGUCCGCACAGAUUCCUCGUUUGCUCUCGGCACCCAUGGAUAUUGAGGCCGAGAUCCGUGCAUUGCAGCUUGACUCCACAGCAGAAGAUAAUAAUGGUGUGGUCAAUCCUGAAGAUGCAAAACCAGAAGUUGAAAUGACAGAUAAGGUGGAGGAGGAAGGAAUGAAGGAUGAGCUUGAUACAAAAUCCCAGCCAGUUCAGGCUGAGCCAAAAGUGAAAGACAAGGAAGUAUCUGCUCCAGAGGAUGUUGAAGCGCUGGAUGAAAUGGAAAUAGAUAAGAAGCGCCACUUGAAUGUUGUUUUUAUUGGUCACGUUGAUGCUGGCAAGUCAACAACUGGAGGCCAGAUACUCUUCCUCAGUGGUCAAGUCGAUGACCGUACAAUCCAGAAGUAUGAGAAAGAAGCAAAGGAUAAGAGUAGAGAAAGCUGGUAUAUGGCAUAUAUUAUGGACACAAAUGAAGAGGAGAGGAUUAAGGGUAAAACUGUUGAAGUUGGAAGAGCACACUUUGAGACUGAGACAACUAGAUUUACUAUUUUGGAUGCACCAGGUCACAAGAGUUAUGUUCCAAAUAUGAUCAGUGGGGCAGCUCAAGCCGAUAUAGGUGUUCUGGUGAUUUCUGCUCGUAAAGGGGAAUUUGAAACUGGAUAUGAGAGGGGUGGGCAGACCCGUGAACAUGUCCAGCUGGCAAAGACCUUGGGUGUGGCGAAGCUACUUGUAGUAGUUAAUAAGAUGGAUGACCAUACUGUCAACUGGUCUAAAGAAAGGUAUGAUGAAAUUGAGUCAAAGAUGACACCUUUUCUGAGGUCCUCAGGCUACAAUGUGAAGAAAGAUGUUCAGUUCCUACCAAUAUCUGGUCUUGUUGGUACUAACAUGAAAACAAGAGUAGAUAAGAGUACAUGUCCUUGGUGGAAUGGUCCCUGCCUAUUUGAAGCCCUCGAUUCUGUUGAAGUUCCUCUCAGAGAUCCAAAAGGUCCAUUUAGGAUGCCUAUAAUUGACAAAUUCAAAGACAUGGGAACUGUUGUUAUGGGAAAGGUAGAAUCUGGAAGUGUGCGUGAGGGUGAUUCCUUAUUGGUUAUGCCAAACAAGGCUCAGGUGAAAGUUCUAGCUGUGUAUUGUGAUGAAAAUAAGGUUAGGUGUGCAGGACCUGGUGAAAACUUACGGGUUAGAUUAUCUGGGAUUGAAGAAGAGGACAUAUUAUCGGGUUUCGUCUUGUCAAGUGUUGUAAAAUCGAUAGCUGCUGUCACUGAAUUUACAGCCCAGCUGCAGAUCCUUGAGUUGCUUGAAAAUGCUAUUUUUACAGCUGGAUAUAAGGCUGUGUUGCAUAUUCAUUCUGUUGUUGAGGAAUGCGAGAUAGUUGAGCUACUACAGCAGAUUGAUCCAAAGACAAAGAAGCCCAUGAAAAAGAAAGUUCUUUUUGUGAAGAAUGGUGCUGUUGUUGUGUGUCGCAUUCAGGUGAACAACUUGAUUUGCAUUGAGAAGUUCUCAGAUUUUCCACAACUUGGGAGAUUCACUCUUCGUACUGAAGGAAAAACCGUUGCAGUUGGAAAAGUCACUGAUCUUUCUUCAAGUAGUAGUGCUUAAUACAAUUUUGUUCUUAGAGGUACGAUGACAGGACAGUCAAUUCUGGUGUACCAAAUCCAGCAGCAGCACGGAGAGAGUUGAGUUGAGUUGAGAUAGUCGCCAAGAGGAAGAAGUGUUACAAAGUGUUGCUCUAGAUAUUGCAUUACAGAUGACUUUGAUGUAAUAGUGUCUUUGGGAAGAUGAGAUGGUUAUUGUUGCUCCAAUAGUGGUUUUGGGGGCGUUUAUGCUUUUGAUAUUGUGGGAUGAUGGGUGUAUAGUAUUAACUGAUUCCACACCCAUUUGUCAAUUUAAAAAUACCCAAUUAUGAUUAAUGGUGUUCAAUCAGUUUGAUUAAAGUUUUUGUUCAAUCAGUUAUGGAUAUAUUUAGAUUCAAUUUA